This is a messenger RNA of Leptosomus discolor (cuckoo roller), 2675 nucleotides long. The record is from RefSeq and is a predicted model, not a curated record. NCBI's taxonomy places the organism in Eukaryota, Metazoa, Chordata, Aves, Leptosomiformes, Leptosomidae.
AUGAUUCCUAAUGGAUAUUUGAUGUUUGAAGAUGAAAACUUCAUCGAGUCAUCUGUUGCCAAACUAAAUGCCUUACGUAAAAGUGGUCAGUUCUGUGAUGUCCGUCUGCAGGUAUGUGGACACGAGAUGUUGGCGCACCGAGCCGUGUUAGCUUGCUGCAGUCCCUACCUGUUUGAAAUCUUUAAUAGUGAUAGUGAUUCUCAUGGAAUUUCCCAUGUUAAAUUUGAUGAUCUCAAUCCAGAGGCUGUUGAAGUUCUGUUGAAUUAUGCCUAUACUGCUCAGUUAAAAGCUGAUAAAGAACUGGUGAAAGAUGUAUACUCUGCAGCAAAGAAAUUGAAGAUGGAGAGAGUUAAGCAGGUUUGUGGUGACUAUUUGCUGUCCAAGAUGGAUGUUCAGAGUUGCAUCUCUUACCGAAACUUUGCAAGUUGUAUGGGAGACUCACGUUUGUUGAACAAGAUCGAUAGCUACAUUCAGGAACAUCUUUUACAAAUUUCAGAACAGGAAGAAUUUCUCAAACUUCCACGGUUAAAGCUUGAAGUAAUGCUGGAAGACAAUGUUGGCCUACCCAGCAAUGGCAAAUUGUACACAAAGGUAAUCAACUGGGUACAGCGCAGCAUCUGGGAGAAUGGAGACAGCCUGGAAGAUCUAAUGGAAGAGGUUCAAACGCUGUACUACUCAGCUGAUCACAAGCUGCUUGAUGGAAAUCUGCUAGAUGGACAGGCUGAGGUGUAUGGCAGUGAUGAUGACCACAUUCAGUUUGUGCAGAAGAAGCCACCACGUGAGAAUGAUCACAAGCAGAUUAGUAGCAGCUCCUCUGGAAGUCUUUCUCCAAAUGCUACUGUUCAGAGUCCUAAACACGAGUGGAAAAUCAUUGCUUCAGAGAAAACUUCAAGUAACACCUACCUGUGUCUUGCUGUUCUGGAUGGUGUGCUGUGCGUGAUAUUCCUGCAUGGCCGUAACAGCCCUCAGAGCUCUCCCACAAGCACACCACGGCUGCUGAAGAGCCUGAGUUUUGAGCUUCAACCAAGUGAUAUCAUAGAGAAGCCCAUGUCUCCAAUGCAGUAUGCUCGGUCUGGGCUGGGCACGGCUGAACUUAACGGCAAGCUGAUCGCAGCAGGUGGAUAUAACAGAGAGGAGUGUUUGCGCACAGUGGAAUGCUACGAUCCGCAAAAGGACACUUGGACUUUCAUUGCACCGAUGAGAACACCAAGAGCUCGGUUCCAGAUGGCAGUUUUAAUGGGGCAGCUGUAUGUUGUGGGUGGGUCAAACGGUCACUCGGAUGACUUGAGCUGUGGAGAAAUGUAUGAGCCAGAAAUAGAUGACUGGACUCCUGUUCCGGAGCUGAGAACCAAUCGCUGCAAUGCAGGAGUAUGUGCCCUGAACGGAAAACUGUACAUUGUUGGUGGUUCAGAUCCUUAUGGCCAAAAGGGACUUAAGAACUGUGAUGUGUUUGAUCCCAUAACAAAAUCCUGGACAAGCUGUGCUCCCCUUAAUAUCCGGAGACAUCAGUCUGCAGUGUGUGAGCUGGGUGGAUAUUUAUACAUAAUUGGAGGAGCAGAAUCGUGGAACUGCCUGAAUAGUGUGGAGCGUUACAAUCCAGAGAACAACACCUGGACCCUGAUUGCACCCAUGAACGUGGCUCGACGAGGAGCUGGAGUGGCCGUUCAUGACGGAAAGCUCUUUGUUGGUGGUGGCUUUGAUGGCUCUCAUGCAGUGAGCUGCGUGGAGAUGUACGACCCUGCUAAGAAUGAGUGGAAGAUGAUGGGAAGCAUGACUACUCCGAGGAGCAAUGCCGGGAUUACCACGGUGUCAAACACUAUUUAUGCAGUUGGGGGGUUUGAUGGCAAUGAAUUCUUGAACACAGUUGAAGUCUACAAUCCAGAGUCAAAUGAAUGGAGCCCCUACACAAAAAUUUACAAGUUUUAAGUGAAUUAAAAUCCCUUUUCAAACUAACAGGCUUAGUGAUGUAAUUGUGUUUUAGUAGAGGUACACAUGUGAAUAGGGUUGGGGAGGGCAGAGAUGUUGCCAACAGCAACACAGAGCUUUUGCAUAUUGCAUAUUAAUGUGCUGUACAUAUUUGUUUUGGAAAGAAUAUCAAGAUGAAGGGUUUUUUUGUGUAUUUUAGAACUUUGUUUUAGGGUUUUUUUAAGGUUUUUGAAGAUAAUGCAAGAGAGACUAGACUGGGCAUAUCAUUUCAGGAGCUUCCCCCAGUGUUUGUUUUGUCACUUUGCACAUUAAAUGACUUUUCCUGUAGGAUGUGUUCUUGGGGCAGGAAGUGUAAAGGUUAUGGGGGAUAAUUUUUUUUCAUCAGGCCUUGUUUUCCUUCAGUAACUGGAACAAUCUGUAACAAGAAGCCUUAUUUAAAUAGAUAUAAUGGCUAUUUUUUUUAUUAAAAAAAGCUGACAUGCCUGCCAAUACCUUAUCUUUUAUGAUUGCCUUUUUAUAACAGUUUUUAUAUACUCAACAGAGUAUUUUAUCUGUUGAGAUGAAAAUGGCAGAUAAAUGGUUAUGGAAGCAAAGAGACAACCUUGGAGUUCAUAGCGACUGAGUGGAACAACCGGUUUACCACCGUAGGUGAGCUUCUGAGCUUUUGCCUCUGCCGCAGUAGUGUAACUUAGUCUGCAACACGUCCAUUAGAGCUGAAUGGAGUUUCUGAACAUAACAUAGCUGUGACU